This is a messenger RNA of Heterocephalus glaber (naked mole-rat), 4693 nucleotides long. RefSeq names its product HCLS1 binding protein 3 (gene Hs1bp3). NCBI's taxonomy places the organism in Eukaryota, Metazoa, Chordata, Mammalia, Rodentia, Bathyergidae. Gene Ontology annotation, molecular function: phosphatidylinositol binding. The record is from RefSeq and is a predicted model, not a curated record.
CCCGCCUAGCUGGGCCUGGAGGUGCUGGGAGGGACGCGGCGGGCGUGCUCUUCCACCCUUCCUACCCUCUUCGGGCGCGUCCUGUACCCCACCCUGCCCCGUGCAUGCAGCCUGGGGCUCCAGGGCCAGGUCAGCGGGCGGGCAGACCGCUGCCCAGCGCAAACGCGUCUCCCGACUGUAACCUGACUUCCUGCUAGCUCUGUAGACCGUGCAGGCAGAGGGAGGAUGCGGGCCGAUCUGCAUCCCUGGUGGAGGUGCCUCACCGCCACACCAGUGUCCCCGCAGAGGCUGCCUGCUUCUCUGCCGAGUGGAGCCCGAGUUGGCAGACGUGAGCACCGUGGCAGCGGACACCCCGGCCACCCUGCAGACCCCGGGCGUGACCUCUGACCUCGAGGCGUGUGGCUGCUGCCCGACCCGCACGUGGCGUUAGCAGGCAUGGGGCGCUGCUGAGCGGGCCGUGGCCUCCUCCUUCCGCCCUGCUGACCAGCACACAGGCCCCAGCCCCUGGGCUGCAGGUGACAUUCCCACCAGCCGCCCUCUCCACCUGUGUCCAGCAUCCAUUCGUCCAGCUCACGUUCAACCGGGGUUCUGGGCCAGGGCCCAGUCCAGUUCUGGGUGCAAAACAAGGUACCAGGCAGAAGCUUCAUGGGGACAGUAGGUGAGCUGAGAAGAUGCCAGCGUUGACACGUGCCAGGGAAGGCACCUAAACGUAGGGGCCCGGACGGAGGGAGUGGACGCUGCUUUACCCGGUGUGGCCAACGAGCAUCGUGCUGAUAGGCUGGCCGGGCCAGUCCCCCGUAAUCUCCCCAAAGGAGAGAGCCAGGGAAAAGCAAUUUGGAAAACUGUACCGGGCAGAGACAGCAGGAGCCGGUGUCCUGAGGCCAGCGUGGAGGGAAGGACAGAAGAGUGUUAGAUGGCCCCAGGCAGGGAACGGGAGGCACUGGACUCUGAGGCGGUGUGGCUUCCUGCUGAGUGCGUGACCCAGGGCCGUGGUGGCCUCGAGGGCUGACCAGUGUCUCCCAGCUCCCUGGCUGCGGGAGGGCUCCGCAGCUCCAGCGGGCAUCCACGGCCCGGGCCGCAGGCCAUGGUCAGCCCGAGGGGUGUGUGGGUUCUGGGCGAGUCUUGGAGACUGGACUCGCGCGUUUGCUGGUGCUGAGGUGUGGGUGUGAGAGAGGGCGGGCGCGGGGAGCAGCCAGGCUUUCCCGGAGGACAGGCUCGGAGGGGGCGUCGGCUUUGCCAGCUGAGAUCCCCACGAGGGGACGCUGGGGACUGCUCUGCACCAGUGGUCCUCAGGCCCUCUGUCCUGAGCUUGGUGCUCGGGGAGGGACCAGCAGAGCGAACGGCUCUAAGGCAGGCGCAGUGGGCCCGGGGCGGGGCCAUCCCGAGGGGGCCAGCGCUGGCCUUUGGAUGUCAGCGCGGAGUGGCCAGGCUCGGAGGGGGCCUCAGGUGCCCUCCUGUAUGUCACCUGCAUGAUGACCCUACAAAACAGGUGCCUCGGCUGGAGGUGUCACAGGCCUGUGAUCCCAGCACUCUGGGAGGCUGAGCCAAGAGGAAGCUCUGCGUGGGUAAUGUAGUAACUUAGCAAGACUCUGUAUAGAAUGAUGUAGCUCAGUGUGCAGGGCCUGGGUUCAGUCCUCAGUAUGAAGGAAGGAAGGGGGAAGAAAGGGAGAGAAAACCCAAAAAGAAAAGAGGGAGAGAAAGAAAGAACGGAAAGGAGAAAAGGUGCCUUGUGUCUUUGCCCCCUGGGGCAGCCGGGGCUCUGUGGGCUGGUCUGGGACUGAACCCCCUGGGGCCCUGGGUGAGCACUCCCCUGGGACUGCUCCCAUGUGUUGUGGGCGGCUCUGGGCAGGGGAUCCCUUGUAGGGCCGGAGGAGAAGCUGGAAGUGUCGGGCUCACCUGCCAGCCUGGCGCUUCCCUCCUGUCCUCGUGACAGCAGCAGUGUGUGUGACUCCAGAUCUCUGCUGUCCCUGCCCAGCCUCUGGCUGAGGGUGCCAGCAGAGAGGAAGGCAGCUCUUCACUCAGCAUCUGCCCUCACUGCCCUCCCAGCCCUCCCUGCUGCCGACCAGCCCCAGCUUCCUGAGGGCUCUCCCCGUGCAGGUGUUGCCUGUGGGUGUGCAUCUGCUCGGUUGGCGCCUCGUGGCCGGCCGCCCCUGUGUGGACAGAGCGUGCUGCUGGUGGAAGGGGCAGCAAGCUUGGGGCGGGGAUGUGCGCAACCUUGCAGGAGUCCUGGGGCCACCCAGACAGCCUGGGCUGUGGGGCAGAGAGGGCAAGGCCAGCCAAAGUUUGCACCCCUGAGCCCGGCCUGGGCUGCAGAGCCCCUGCACCAAGUCCCCUGGAGGUGAGGAGAGCCGGGUCCGUGUGCAGUGCUGCGUGGCACUGUCUGCACAGCCCCGAGGGGACACUGACUCCCCUCUUCCUGCCGCCUCACUGGCCCCUGCCCUGCCCUCACUCUGCCCGGCUGUGCUCCCCGAGCUCCCCUGCACCUGGCUGGCUGAAGAGCCGAGUGUCUGUCCGGCUCCAGGAAGGUCUCGGUCCCGUGUCUGUGCAGACCCGAACCCUCCUUGAUCUCCGUGGAGCCUGCAGGACACAGUGCUGCCCUGGAGUUCUGCAGCGCUCACACACCAGGCUGGUGUAGAACCCUUGGCUGGUGUGAUUUCCGACAAGCCCAUCCUCCUGUUUCCUGCUCUGACCUCACUUUUGUGCCCGAGCAGCCGCAGGCGGGAAACCAGGCUCUGUGGGGGGAGCCGGCAGCUCCAGAAUGUCCACACCGGCCUUGACCUGUCGGUGCCCCAGCACCAGGAAGUGCGGGGCAAGAUGCUGUCCGGCCACGUUGAGUACCAGAUCCUGGUGGUGACCCGGCUGGCUGCGUUCAAAUCAGCCAAGCACAAGCCCGAGGAUGCUGUGCAGUUCUUGGUCUCCAAAAAGUACAGCGACAUAGAGGAGUUUUACCAGAAACUGAGCAGGCGUUACGCAGCGGCCAGCCUGCCCCCGCUGCCCAGGAAGGUCCUGUUUGUUGGAGAGUCUGACAUCCGGGAGAGGAGAGCCAUGUUCAGUGAGAUUCUGCACUGUGUCGCCAAGGACGUCCAGCUGGCAGGCAGCCCUGAGCUGCUGGAGUUCCUAGGGCCGUCGCUGAACUCUUUUCUGACUACUGUGGAUCCCCUGGUUCCAUGGGAGAGAAGGGAAUUUUCCAGAAGAAUGUCGACAGCAAAUAACCGGCUUUCAAACAGCACCAGAUCCCCUGGGGCCGCAGGUGUCACCAGCAGGGACACAGGAGGCCAGGCGGGGCACAGUGAGGAGGCUUUCGACUUCUUCGAGCAGCAGGACCGAGAGGCCAGUGUGGGUCUGCCCGUCCUGGGCCAGAAGAGUGAGUCUGAAGAGCAGCCCCUGGAGGAGGAGGAGGAGGCCCUGGACCCCCUGGGCAUUCUUCGCUCCAAGAAGCCCAAGAAAUGCCCUAAGGUGGCUGUGAAGGCCAAGCCCGUGCCCCGCCUCACCAUCUUUGAUGAGGAGGAGGAGGAUGGCCCCGAUGUGGAGCUCUUCGGCCCAGGCGGGAAGUUGUCCUGGAGGGGUCCCCGCCAGGGUGCGCCCCCCAUAGACUCCCUGAAGCUUUUUGAUGACCCUGACCUCGGCGGGCCCGUCCCCCUGGGUGACCCCUUGCUGCUGCCGGCUGCCUGUGGACGUGCAGGGCUCACGACCAGCCUGGAUGGCAGGGGCGGCUCUGCUGAGCUGUUCAGAGUUGAAGAGGACUUGGACCAGAUUCUGAACCUAGGGGCCGAGCCCACGCCUAAGCCCAAGCCACCCGUGGCGGAGAAGCCAGCACUGCCCAGAAAGCCAGCUGUGCCCCCCAGGGCAGCCCCGCCAGAAGCCUCGCUCACACAGCAGAGGCGACAGCAGCAGGUCCAGGCGAUGGACGAGGUGGGCAUCUUGCAGUACAUCCAGGACCACGAGGCACAAGCCCAGGCCCCUCCCAGCCUCUUCUGACCUGAGCUGCGCACCCUCCCGUGGGGCCUGCCGCGUCCCUGAGGACCUCCAGUCCCGGGCGCAUGGGGGAGUCGGGGCCUGGCCACGCCAUCGUCCUUCUGUCUCCAGCCUGCUUGACUGGAGCCUGGAAUAGAGGGGUCAGCACGGGAAUUGACCCCCGCGCCCUCCCUUCCGGCCAGUGUGGAGGGGAGUGGUAGGGGCCUUGCUCACCUGCUCCCCGGUGCCUGGCUCCGAGCUCGGGCGGAGCCGUUAGGGCCCAGGGAGGCACCAGCCGGCACAGAAAGGAAGGCCUGGGGGCUGCCGGGGGCUGCUCUGCUCGGCUGCCAGCCUGGAGGAGGACCCGAGGAGCAGCCUACGCGUCCUGGACCUGCAAGCCCAGGUCUCCCCUGCACAUCCUCCCCGGUCCUGGCCACAGCCAGCGUCUGCCAGAACAGCUGUCAGCAGCGUGGGCCGGCGCAUCCCCGAUCUCGGCUCCUCACGUGGGUCCUGGUGCUCUAGGCCCCAUCCAGGGCUCUAGGCCUUCUUGGUGGCCUUUACCGGGGUACUGUAUGCGGGGCAGGCCGGCGCCUCACAUGGUGCCUGGGCACCACGCAGCUUGAACCCGGCCACGGAUGCUGUUUCGGGGAGCAGAGGAUGUCGGGCCAUGUCUCCUGGACGUGUUCCUCAUACUCAGAGCCGGUUUUCAAUGAAACGCAAGUGUUGUUCACAAAAGCAA